ACCCUAGUCUUUUUGCAACUUGUACAAAUCUAAAACCCUAAACCCCAAGAGCUCACAAGCGCGCCGGAGCUCCUUCUUCUCAUUGAUCCCUGAGCUCCAGCCAUGGCUGACGGGAGAUCCGACGAGGCAUCCUCUGAUUUUGUGGAUUCAGUACGCUUUACUUUUUAUACACCUGAGGAGGUUAGAAGGAUUAGUGUUAAAAAGAUCACAAAACCGGAUCUUUUUGAUGCCAAAGACGCUCCUAUUGUGGAUGGACUGUAUGAUCCGGCAUUGGGUCCGCUUGACAAGAUUGACUCUUGUAAAACUUGUGGUCAGCUUUCUGUUCGUUGCCCUGGUCAUUAUGGUCAUAUUGACUUUGGGAAACCUCUGUAUCAUCCGUUACUCUUUGCGAAUCUGAAAGGGUUGCUCCAAGUCACUUGUUUCCACUGCCAUAGAUUUAGGUUCAAGGAAGAAAGGGUUGAGAAAUAUGCUUUACAACUGCAGCUAAUCAUAAAGGGCAACCCCAUUGUGGCUAAGAACUUUGAUGAGCAGCCAGUUUCUGCAAAGGAAAUCAAAAAGAAACUUGCUGCCUUGGAUAUGGAUUCAAAGAAUCUGACACAACAAAAAUGGACAUCCCUUCAACAGUCAGAGGCUCUUCUGGUCUUGUCUAAAUUCUUGGCUAAAAACCCCAAGAGGUGCCAGAACUGCAAGAAAAGGAAUCCAACAAUAACUAGUCCUAUAUUUGGAUGGUUUAACAAGACCAUCAGUGAAGAAGCUAUACGUGCAAAUUUUAUAAUAGACUCUAAUCUUAGUCUGGCAUCCACUGAAGUUGAUGAACCAAAGUGCCUUCUUGAUCAAGAAACACAAGAUGAGGAUUCAUUUUCAGAAGGUGGAGUUUCCCUUAUUGAUGAAGAAUUGCCUGUUCCUGCUAAGAAACGAAGGAACACUAAGCUCAAAUCAAAAGACUUACUGCCUCAAGAUUUCGCAAAACUAUUUGAAUCUUCUGGGCGAAAGCAUUUACUUCCUUCAGAGGUGGAGUUUAUUUUGGAAGCCUUGUGGGAAAAGGAAAAGUUAUUUUGCAGGCUCCUUUGCGACAUUCAGGAGGGAGGCCUGAAUUCAUCAUCAGAAAAGGCUCACACCAUGUUUUUGCUAAAGGCUCUUCUUGUUCCUCCAAACAAGUUCCGCCCCCCUGCUGGGGAUGGUACUGGCAAGGUGUUGGAGCAUCCACAAAAUGUUUUAUUAAUUAAAGUGCAGGAGGCCAACAUCACAUUAUGCAAGUUAAUUGCAGAAAGUCCUGAUAAUCCAAAUAUUGUAAGGAAGUGGAUGGAUCUCCAGCAAACUGUGAAUGUCUUGUUUGAUAGCAGUAAGGCAUUAGGUAAAUCUGACAGAGAAACUAGUGGUAUACGCCAACUCUUGGAAAAAAAGUCGGGUAUCUUGAGACAAAAGAUGAUGGGAAAGAGGGUUAAUCAUGCAUGUAGAACUGUUAUAUCACCAGAUCCCUACUUGGCUGUCAAUGAGAUAGGAAUACCUCCUAAUUUUGCAUUGAGAUUGACUUAUCCUGUGAGAGUAACCCCUUGGAAUGUUGAUGAACUAAGGGCUGCUGUUAUAAAUGGCGCUGAUCUUCAUCCUGGAGCGACACAUUACAAAGACAAAGAUAGGAUGUACAAGUUGCAAGUUACUAGAAAUCAUCGCAUGGCAAUUGCUCGAAAAUUACCGACUUCACGAGCUUCUGCACAAACAGGGAAGGGACCAGAAACUGACUUUGAGGGAAAGAUUGUCAAUGUUCACCUUCGCAAUGGUGAUGUUGUCCUUGUCAAUAGGCAGCCCACACUGCACAAGCCAAGUAUGAUGGCUCAUAUUGUUCGUGUAUUGCCAGAGUUAAAGACAUUUAGAAUGCAUUAUGCAAAUUGCAGCACUUAUAAUGCUGAUUUUGAUGGAGAUGAAAUGAAUGUUCAUCUCCCUCAAGAUGAAGUGUCGCGUGCGGAGGCAUUUGGGAUUGUAGAUGCCAACAAGCAAUAUAUUGUUCCUACUAGUGGUGAUCCCAUCAGGGGUUUGAUUCAGGAUCAUAUUAUCAGCGCUGUACUUCUAACAAGGAAGGACAUGUUUCUUACCCGUGAUGAGUACAAUCAGCUGCUAUAUGCUUGCUGUGUGCCGAUUGCUGCUUCCAGUUCUCAAGUUAGUAAAUUUGGGGAAAAGGUUACCGUAUUAUGCUCCGGCAAUGAGAUUCAGCCCCUCUUUCCUGCCAUUUUAAAGCCAAAACCUUUGUGGACUGGAAAGCAGGUCAUUUCUUCAAUCCUCAGCUAUGUCACAAGAGGCAGGAAGCCUUUUACUGUUGAAAAAGAUGGGAGAAUCCCAAAAGAAUAUUUUGGAAAGGAUCUUACUGAACACAAGCUGUUUAUAUUGAACAAUGAAUUAAUACAUGGAAUGAUUGACAAAGCUCAGUUUGGCAAGCAUGGUCUGGUUCAUACAGUCCAUGAAUUUUAUGGUGCUGAUACUGCUGGAAUUUUGCUUUCAAUGUUCAGUCGUCUGUUUACUAUCUUUCUUCAGAUUCACGGAUUCACGUGUGGAGUAGAUGACCUUUUAAUUUCUGAAGAUUUGGAUUUGAGGAGGAAAGAUAUACUUGAAACUAGUGAAAAGGAAAGUGAACAAGUCCAUUUGCAAUUUACUAACAAUAAUUCUGUAGGUUCUACAGAUCUGCAAAAGGAGAUUGAGAAGGUUAUACGAACAAACAUAGAACCUGAGACAGCACGUUUGGAUAGAAUGAUGUCCAGUAAAAUGAAUGCCAUAACAUCUGAAGCUAAUAAUGCCUUGUUUCCAACUGGACUGGUAAAAUCAUUUCCAGCCAAUUGUCUCUCUCUCAUGACUGUAACUGGUGCUAAAGGUGGCUUGGUCAAUAUGACACAGAUAUCUUCUUUAUUAGGCCAACAAGAAUUAGAGGGAAAACGUGUCCCUCGCAUGGUAUCUGGGAAAACAUUACCCUGCUUUCCUCCUUGGGAUAUUUCAUCUAGAGCUGGUGGUUUUAUCAGUGAUCGGUUUUUGACUGGUCUCCGUCCUCAAGAGUAUUAUUUCCAUUGCAUGGCUGGUCGUGAGGGGUUGGUUGAUACAGCCAUUAAAACGUCCCGAAGUGGAUACUUGCAACGCUGUCUUGUGAAGAAUCUUGAGUGCUUAAAAGUCUCUUAUGAUUAUACUGUGCGUGAUGCAGACGGAUCUGUUGUACAAUUCAUGUAUGGGGAGGAUGGAGUUGAUGUUCUGAAAACCAGUUUUCUUACUGAAUUUGGUGUACUUGCUUCUAACAAGAGCAUUCUUCUAGAUAGGCCAAGCGAUCAAGAUUUGUACAAAUCAAAUGCUUUUAUCAGGGAGUUGCCUGAAGCACUCAAGGAGAAGGCAACAACUUUUAUUCAUAACCUCUCAAAGAAAGGGCUCCAUAAAAUUGAGAAGAAGGAGUUGCUGAAGUUGUUAAAGGUGAAGUACUUCUCCAGUCUUGCUGAUCCCGGUGAGCCUGUUGGUGUGGUAGCUGCUCAAUCUAUUGGAGAGCCGUCCACACAAAUGACACUGAACACUUUCCAUCUUGCCGGGCGAGGAGAUAUGAAUGUGACACUUGGAAUACCACGCUUGCAAGAAAUUUUAAUGACUGCCAAGGAGGAUAUUAGGACUCCUAUAAUGACUUGCCCCUUGUUUCAUCACAUAGAGAAGGAAGAUGCUGAAGAUCUUGCGGCAACAUUGAGGAAGAUCACUGUAGCUGACAUUGUGGAAAAUAUGGAGGUCUUCACGGUGCCGCUUUACAUUCAUAAUCACAAGGCAUCUAUCAUGUACAGGCUUAAAAUGAAGCUUCAUCAUCCUGAUCUUCUGAAUAGGAAGCUUUUCCAUUCUGAUGAUUACCGUACUAAAUUUGGUGUAACAUUAGAUGCUUAUGAGCAGACAUUGAGGGUUUCAUUUGUUAAGGCUUUGGAGGUUGCCAUCUUCAGACACCUGGAUUUGGUGUACAAGAUUGGUGACAUCAGUGAUGUUUCGCGGAAAGAUGAGAGCAACAAUGAUGAACAGGAGGAUGCUGAUGAAUCGGAGAGCAAAGCUGGACAGACGAAAGACAAUGAUGAUGCAGGUGAUGGAAGUGAUGCUGGUGAUGAAAUUGCUGAGGAUCAAGGCGCCGAUGCUGAAAAGAGGAAAAGACAGGUCUGUGAUGAAAUGGAAUAUGAGGAUGAUGCAGAAAAAGUGAGCUCUCCAAGGGCAUCAGAGGAUCAUGACGAAGAGGCGGCAUCUGGUUUGGAAGAUGACCAAGCUGAGGCUGAGGACGAGGAUUAUGUCAUUGGAGGCAAGCUUGUCAACUCUGAUACUGAUGACGAGGACAAUGUCUCAGGAGGCAAGCCUCUUAACUCUGAUGCUGACGACGAGGAUGAUGUCACAGGUGGCAAGCUUCUCAACUCUGAGGCUGACCUCGAAGCUUUGGGAAGCCCAUCUAACUUUGAAGUACCAGUGUCUGAGACAGUGGAAGAUGUAUCGACAGAGAAGAGGAAAACUAGACAAAGACCAGAUAGGGAGGCCAAACGGGUGAUUAGAACCAAGUAUCAUAAGUUGAAGUUUGAAUUGCUGAUCGUCUUUCAGGAGGAGGACCCUCAUAUUUUAUUGGCAGAGGUUGCUCAGCAAGCGGCGAAGAAAGUGCUGUUGAAGGAUGUGAAGAACAUUGAUCGAUGCACGGUGAUUGAAAGGAAAAAGCCCACUGAUCCAUACUCCUUGCAGACGGCUGGUGUCAAUUUCUCCGUCUUUUGGAACUUAAAUGAACAUUUGAAUCUUGCUCAAGUACAAUCAAAUGACAUUCAUGCGAUGCUUACCACAUACGGCAUUGAGGCUGCUAAAUCAACAAUCAUUAAUGAGGUGAAGGGUGUGUUUGGUGCCUAUGGCAUACAUGUCAACCACCGGCACCUGAGCUUAAUUGCUGAUUUUAUGACCCUCCCGGGCUGGUAUCGAUCGAUGAACAGGCUCGGAAUGGAUAAAUUCUGCACAUCACCAUUUGGCAAAAUGACUUUUGAAACAGCCACGAAAUUCAUUGUCCAGGCGGCCUUGCAUGGUGAAGUUGAUAACUUGGAAGCCCCGUCGGCGAGCGUAUCUUUGGGACAACCAAUGAAGAUGGGGACUGGUUGUUUCGACUUGCUGCAGAAUCUGCAUGUUUAAUAUCUGUAAAUUAACAUGUUUCUUUUUGUGCAUUAAUAUCUCAUCUAUAAUGUUUAUUUUGUUGUCAAUCUAAUCUUAUAUAAUCUUGACUUGCUCUUGAGGAGUAAAUUUUGGUCGUUUGUUCUUUUGUAGCAUUUACUAAGAUUCAAGAACAGUUCAAUUGGAUUCCUCAUGUGCCUUUUUGUGCUUGAGCAAUCCAAUCCAAUGUAAUAUUUGUUUCAUCAUUAUGUUUGGAAAUGUUUUUUAUUUA
This is a messenger RNA of Dioscorea cayenensis subsp. rotundata (Guinea yam), 5395 nucleotides long. Its product is annotated as DNA-directed RNA polymerase I subunit 1. The transcript is spliced from 21 exons. Gene Ontology annotation, molecular function: DNA binding; DNA-directed RNA polymerase activity. The coding region runs from base 103 to 5145 and encodes 1680 amino acids. Lineage: Eukaryota; Viridiplantae; Streptophyta; Magnoliopsida; Dioscoreales; Dioscoreaceae. Gene Ontology annotation, biological process: DNA-templated transcription. Gene Ontology annotation, cellular component: RNA polymerase I complex. The record is from RefSeq and is a predicted model, not a curated record.